CUCAGUUUCAUUUCAGAGCAAAUCCAUUCUGGUUGUUCCUCCCACAUCACGGGCUUUCCACCGUCCGCUCAAGUGGCGCUCCCUCCUCUCCUCUUAUUGACUUCUUUCAAAGUUUUCUGAAGUGUAGACAGGCACAAAUCUACAAUUAGGGUUGAUAAAGUCGACGGAUAAAGACGUUGAGAUAGCAGGCUGCUGAAGAAGAGGGAAUCAGGAAUAGUGUCCGGCACACAUUAUGACCGCAAAAAGUAAACGUUUGAAGUCUGCGAUUCCUCUGAAGGAAUAUCGUUUACCUGCUGACAUGAAAAGUAUCAUAAGAGACCUCAAUAAUGGGAGCUCAACAUCAAAGAGAAAGAACUUGCUGGAAAAAGAGCUUAGAAUGCAGGAGUAUGCCAAGAGGUUUGACAUACUGCUGCACCUGGAGGAGCACGAACAAACCAAAUGCACGAGGCAGUCCUGCCUGUAUGACAUUCAGCUAACCAGAAGCGGGGAACUGUUUAUUAUGAAGGUGGAAGGUUUCAGGCAGCACUUUCGAUCUUGUCUGCCAGGAGACCAGGUGAAGAUCUGGUCAUUUUGGGAUUACCAGUGGCACCGAGCCACUGGUAAUGUCCAUAAAAUCAAUGGGGAUGAGGUACAGCUAAGCUUUGGCAAACGGCGGCAGAAGCUCUUCAAGGACACCAUGUGGUGCACCGUUCUCUUCACUAUCAGCCGCCUUACCACUCGUAUCCAGCACAGGGCAGUGGAGCUGGCGGGUACAGGCGGCUUGGAGAAGGUGCUGUUCCCGACUGGGACCAGCCCCACGCCCAGCCACGCCCCUCCAAUGGAACUCAGUCUGUUUGACCAAACUCUGAACAAAGAGCAGUCCACGGCUGUGCAUCACAUCGUGGCUGGCUCCUCUAAGCCAGCUCCUUACCUGGUAUUUGGACCCCCUGGCACUGGUAAAACAGUCACUUUGGUGGAAGCCAUCAGGCAGGUAGAGAAGACCCAUGCCUCCUGCCACAUCCUUGCCUGUGCCCACACCAACUCUGCCGCUGACCUGCUCUGUGAAAAGAUUAUGAACCCCAAAGUAAAAGUUUACCGCCUGUACGCCAAAAGCCAGGAAACAGAAAUAAACCAAAAUCUACAGUGUGUGUGUGCACAGCGUGCACAGUUCAAUUGCAACUGGGGAGAGGGCGGCAUCUAUAUCCCCGAUAAAGAAGAGCUGGAGAAGCAUAAAAUCAUGGUCACCACCCUUUUCUCCGCUUCAAGGCUGGUUACGGAAGGCAUCCCUCCAGGCUUUUACAGCCAUAUCUUUGUUGACGAGGCAGGACAACCUGCGGAGCCUGAAGGGGUUAUCCCCCUGGCAGGCCUACUGGACCCAAAGCGUGGCCAGGUAGUGUUGGCAGGAGACCCCAAACAGUUGGGCCCCAUCGUCAAAUCCCCCCUAGCCAAGAAGCAUGGACUUGGUGUAUCAAUGCUGGAGCGUCUGAUGGAGUUGAAUGUGUACAAAAAGACAGAGGAAACGGGCUACAACGACCGUUUCAUCACCAAGCUGCUGAGGAACUACAGGUCUCAUGACAGCCUUCUAACGAUCCCAAAUGAGCUGUUCUAUGAGAGCGAACUCCAGGUGUGGGCCGAUGUGGAUAUCCGCAACUCCUUAUGUAAAUGGAAGCACCUUCCCAGCAAGGGAUUCCCGCUGAUCUUCCAUGAGGUCACUGGACGCAUGCAUCGCGAAGACAACGCCUCACUGUUCAACGCCUCACUGUUCAACGAAGACGAGGUGGCGAUUCUAAUGCGGUAUCUGAAAAAACUGUUGGAAGAUGUCCUCCCAGAAGACAUAGGCCUCAUUGCCCCAUACAGGAAACAAGUGGAGAGGAUCAACAAGGCUCUUAAGAUCGAGUUCCCCAGAAACGCAGCAGAGUUAAAGGUUGGCACAGUAGACGCGUUUCAGGGCGUGGAGAAGCGGGUGAUUCUGCUGUCCACAGUGAGAAGCACCAGCCGGGACCCCAGACCCCCCUCCUCCGUGGGGUUCCUUGCUGACCCCAAGAGGUUCAACGUGGCCAUGACCCGCGCCCAAGCCCUGUUGAUCGUGGCGGGGAACUCACAGGCGCUGACAAAGGACAGCUGCUGGAGCAGGUUCAUCGAGUACUGCAAAGAACAUGGAGGUUACACCAAGACCAUGACCACCGAUUGACGUGCAUGCACGGACACACACGCACACUGACAACCACACUCACGCACACACAUACAACCUCCGCGCACACACACACACACACACACACACACACACGCACACACACACACACACACACACACACACACGCACACACACACACACACACACACACACACACACACACACACACACACACACACACACACACACACACACACACGCGCACACACACACACACACACACACACACACACACACACACACACACACACACACACACACAUACACCUUCUCCACACAAAAUGAUAUUAAGGACUAAAAACCUCACAUGUUAUUUGACAUUGUUGCAUCAGCCUAUUAGAGGAGAAUUUUUUUGACCAUUAGGCCUUCCCAUCGUUGUGAUGGAAAAUCUAUCAUAAUCAUAAAGUUUUUCGUUUUGAACUUAGGUUUUGUUUACUAUUCCGUGUCUGUUCUUGCCGUCCUGCUCUCCUUCAGGGUCAUCUAAAAUGUAAACCUUUGUGGUUGAUGAUGUAAUCUGUUCUCACUCUGUUCCUGUGUUAUCUUCUGUUGAUUUGGGCCUGUUCCUCGACCCUGGGGAGCGUCAGGAAACAAAGGGUUACAUGGCACGGACGCGACCCCUUAUUUAUGACAUCCUGAGGAACUUCAAUCAAUAGAUUACCAUCUGGUUAACAAAGGCUUUUGGUUUAUUGGGGGACAGCUUCCCUCAAGAACCCAUUCUAAGUGAAUAAGAACUCCUGACUUAGCCACUUUAGAGUAUGAAGUAAGACGCAGGGCAAACUCCCAUCUGAGGCCUCAGAUUAUUGUAGUGUAUGCCUGUUUUAUUGUUUGUUGAUGCAUGAUGUGAUGUAUCUUUGUUCGUACUUUUAUUACAAAUAUAUAUGACCACCAAUUGCCUACAAGUAUUGUGUGCUUUUUGCAUCUAAAUAUCUCAUCUGUCUUAGACGCAAACUCUUUUAAAGAAAUUGCCACGACAUCGUUCAGAAACUUGAGUUAUAAUCAUAUAGACCUAAAUAGAAUGUGACUUGUUUGAUUAAUAUUGCAGACAAAUGAAGGUGAUACACAUAUAAGUGAUAACGGCCUACUUUGCAUUUUUUCACAAAGGCCUACACACAAUAAUAAAAUAAAAAAA
Gadus chalcogrammus (walleye pollock) is the source of this 3302-nucleotide messenger RNA. Its product is annotated as putative helicase mov-10-B.1. Lineage: Eukaryota; Metazoa; Chordata; Actinopteri; Gadiformes; Gadidae. The transcript has 18 exons. Gene Ontology annotation, molecular function: 5'-3' RNA helicase activity; RNA binding. The coding region runs from base 233 to 2170 and encodes 645 amino acids. The record is from RefSeq and is a predicted model, not a curated record.